AUGAAGAGCUUAGGAGCCGAAUCGAUAAGUUGGAGACACAAUGGCAGAGCAGUGGUGAUAUCUUAUCGCCAACAUCAAAUCUUAAGAGGAAAGGAAGACGGACAUUUCAAGAACAAGAAAAAGGGGGCCCCGUCAAUAGCCGUAGCAGGGUGCAGAAAAAUUCGUUCAAAUGAUAUCAGAUGGUAUACAGAGUGUCAUAAAGAUCAUUCCAUAAUUGAAAUUUCAACCAGACCCUGCCUAAAUUCAUCUAAUUAUGGCGCAAAUCGUGCUAAUCGGGAAGACGGUAUUAUUAUGGAAAAUUAA
This is a messenger RNA of Funneliformis geosporum, 303 nucleotides long. Lineage: Eukaryota; Fungi; Glomeromycota; Glomeromycetes; Glomerales; Glomeraceae. The record is from the annotation of a GenBank genome assembly.